AUGACAGCUCAGAUGAGAGUGAAUAGACAGUGUGGGAAGGAUCAAUUUGUGAUUUCUCACGAACAUUUGAUCGAUUUCUCUCGAACCAAGGCGGAUAUGAGUUGGUGGAGUCAUUAUACUUACGAGGAACUUGAAUAUCUAUUCAACCCGAAAGACCUGCACUAUGAUGAGUUGGUGUGGGAGAUUAUCGAGAUUCGACCGGAUUCUGUUGAACUUACGUACCUGUUGUGUAGUCUGUCGUUUGGUUUGGCAGUAAACUCAAUUUCCGGAGAGCUCCGGGAUGUAGUGGAAGAACUACAGGAGACCUUGGCCAAUGAUUUACACAAUUAUUAUACUAAACGGAAUAAAACAUCGUAUACACUGAGGUUACGCCAGUUAAUGAAGAUUUAUGAGAAAUUUGUUAAGUUGAGAAAUAUUCGAUCGGAAAAAUACCACAACUGCUCGAUUCUCGAUGUUUUCAAACUGUAUAUUUCGAGUGAGGAGUUUUUCAAAGUAACAUGCUAA
Messenger RNA from Caenorhabditis remanei, 504 nucleotides. RefSeq lists its product as uncharacterized. The coding region runs from base 1 to 504 and encodes 167 amino acids. NCBI's taxonomy places the organism in Eukaryota, Metazoa, Nematoda, Chromadorea, Rhabditida, Rhabditidae. The record is from RefSeq and is a predicted model, not a curated record. The transcript is spliced from 5 exons.